AUGAAGUUACUGUUGCGGCACAAAAAAGCGGCGAAGGCACUAUCGCCACAGAGUAAUGAGCCUUAUUGUUUACAGAAGCCGGAAAACAGAAACAGCUACGGCAAGAAACAUCAAGGUAUCGUAAAUGCAUCAAAAUUACUGGCUAACGAAUAUGAUAACCUCGAUUCACAGCCUAACUUAAUUAGCUUGCUCCUGGUUAUUGAUUCACAAGGACUUACAACUAUGCCA
Brenthis ino (lesser marbled fritillary) is the source of this 228-nucleotide messenger RNA. The record is from the annotation of a GenBank genome assembly. NCBI's taxonomy places the organism in Eukaryota, Metazoa, Arthropoda, Insecta, Lepidoptera, Nymphalidae.